Molecule: messenger RNA, 869 nt
Organism: Rhodamnia argentea
Lineage: Eukaryota; Viridiplantae; Streptophyta; Magnoliopsida; Myrtales; Myrtaceae
Product: plant cysteine oxidase 1-like
Exons: 5
Coding region: 70-795 (241 amino acids)
Molecular function (GO): oxidoreductase activity, acting on single donors with incorporation of molecular oxygen, incorporation of two atoms of oxygen
Source: RefSeq, a predicted model, not a curated record
AAGCCGCUGCCGAAAUGGUGGCGACGACAGCGUUAGUUCAGAGGGAGGAAAACCGAGAUCGACCCAUCAAUGGCGAUGGAGAACAGAAGCAGGACCAAAGUUCAGAUGCUUUACGAUGCUUGUGACGAAGUGUUCUCUUCUCAUAAGGAGCGGCUUCCCACCUUCCGGCAGAUUCACUGGCUCAAAACUCUCAUGGACGCGAUGAAAGCCGCAGAUGUCGGGAUCGACGAGUUCGGCCCGGGAUCUCCGUCGUCGAGCCCCGAUUGGUCGAAGGAGCUAGUGAGUUCGCAGGAGGUGUCGAAAAUUACGUACAUACACGUGCAUGAGUGCGAUGAUUUCUCCAUCGGCGUGUUUUGCUUCCCGGCCGGCGCGACAUUCCCGUUGCACGACCACCCGGGGAUGACGGUUCUGAGCAAACUGCUCUACGGAUCAAUGUAUGUGAAGGCUUACGAUUGGGUUAAAGUAGAGGAAUCAAACGCAAGAACGAUCGGACUGGCGGGGAGGGUAAUGGACGGAGUGAUGCAGUCGCCGUGCGAGACGUCGGUUCUCUUCCCUAGAAGCGGCGGCAACAUCCAUAGCUUCGCCGCGUCGACGCCCUGUGCGAUGUUGGACGUGCUGUCCCCUCCUUACUCCGAAGAGCUCGGGAGGCCUUCCACGUACUUCCUCGAGUUCCCUAUCCCCUCUCUUCCUGGGUAUGUGGUGCUCCAGGAAAGAGACUUGCCGGAAGAUUUAGAGGUCGCCGGAGCGCCGUACCUUGGACCGCCCGUCGUCACGGUGGAGGACGAUCUUUGUUGACUGCUUCAGUACAUGCGUACACACACCGUCUCAAUGCAAAUCCAGUGUGCCUUUCCAUUUAGACAUGUAAAUGC